AACUAAAUUCGUUAUGUUAUUACACAUGUAACCUCAACUAAAAGAAAUCCACAUCUAAAUGAAAAACAGAAGUUUUUCAGAAGCAACUCAACUUCCAGUUGGAUAUUUUAUUUUAUAAGCUUUGAGAAUUCAAUUGAAAAAAAAGAAAUAACAAAAUGGCAGUAGCAACAGAAGAUUCAGAUUCAAGACUAGAAUUUAUCUAUUCAUACAUAGAGCUAUCACUGAAAAUAAAACCAGACAAAUGGACCAAAAUGUUAAGUGUUGAGGACAACAAGCAGUUAAUAAUGGACUUUCUGGACAAAGCUGACAGGCAUACAUUAAUUUUUGCUGAUUCUGGCAGUGGACAGUUGACACCAUUAUCGGAUUUUCCAUCGAUUCUCAAAGCAAAGGCUGUCUACUUCAUUAAACAUGUUAAAGAAGCAGUACCAAAAGAAAACAUUCACAAAGCAUUAAUGUAUGGAGAUUUAUCAAGCUCACCACUAGAACAGCUACAAGCAGUAAUUGAUGAGGUUUUUGCACCCAUCUUAUGUAAUCCCCAGAACCACAGACGAUGGCCAAAAGUAGUAGCUGAUGAUAUCGUCCAACAUGUGCUUGAUUUUCAAAGCACUAUGUUUAGAAUAACAGGACAGAUUAAAGGGAAAACACUUCUUCCUUUACCACCAGGAACUGAACACUUAUAUAUGUAUGAUGUUGAAGAAUUAUCAAGUUCAAGCUUAUGUGAACCGAAAUUACGCCACUUGGUGCACACUAUUGAAACCAUGGUAAUCCAGUGGUGUCAUCAAGUUCAUGGAGUAUUAGAGCAUGAUUCUUCACAAGUAUUAGAAGAUGGACAAUAUUUAGGGCCUUAUUCUGAGAUUGAGUUUUGGGAUGGCCGAAAAGAGAACCUGCAAUGUAUAUAUGCUCAGUUGAAAGAACCAAAAGUUGUGAGAAUGGCCAAGAUUUUAGAGAAAGUGAACAGUUGUUAUCUGCCGUCCUUCAAGAACAUGUUUAGAGAUGUUGUGGCAGCUUUAGCAGAAGCACAAGACAUAACUCUUCACCUGGCUCCUCUGCAAAAACACUUUGAGUAUUUGGAACAAGCUGAUUUUCCAGAUCUUUACCCUCUCCUUCAUCCAUUGAUUCAUACGGUAUGUUUGGUGUGGAACCAUUCAAAAUACUACAGUUCUCCUUCAAAAAUAAUAGUGCUUAUCCAGAAGAUAUGCAAUCUGCUAAUUGACAUGUGUACCCACUACCUCGAUCCAAGUAAUAUAUUUAAGUCAGAGCUAGAGGAAAGCCUUGAGAAAGUGAAUACAUCUUUCAAAGUCUUGAAUCAUUUUCUACGCAUAUACCAAGAUUACCGGACAAAUAUGUCACAGUAUUUAACUAAUGUCAAAGUAAAUGCUUGGGCCUUUCCUGAUAGAAGAAUUUUUGAAAGAUUCAAUCUGUUCUUGGCCAGAUUAACUGUUAUCAAGGAGUUUUUUGAGACUUCUCAAGAAUUUUUCAAACUAGAAAAAAUCGAGAUGGGUGGUGUUCGAGGCCGUAUGUAUGGUGUUCAGGUGACAAAUAUUCAUCAAGAAUUUCUUGAACUUUAUGGAUCAUUUGCUAACAAAACUUAUGAUGCCUUGGAUCCAACUUCUGAGGAAUUUGUUCAAGAUUACAGCCACUUCAAAGAGAAAAUUCAUGAUUUAGAUCAGAGGCUUGGUGCAGUAGUUUGUCUCAGUUUUGAAGACUGUACCAGCAUUGAAGCAAUUUUCAAACUUUUGCAGAUGUUUGGAUCAUUGUUAGAGAGGCCGGUGGUAAAAAAAGAUUUUACACCGUAUCAUUCACGAAUUGUUCAGUUAUUGGAAGCAGAAAUUGACAUGGCCAAGAAGAUAUAUGAUCAACAGUUAGAGAUAAUGUCAUUAAAUGGCAAAGCUAAUGUACACAAGAACAUGCCACCAAUUGCUGGUACUGUAAGAUGGAUUCGUGAACUCAGAUAUCGUAUUUCAAGUCUGAUUACUGGGUUCAAGCAGUUUGAAAACAUUAUAAAGCAAGAUGAAUGGACCGAAUACCUCCUUAAGAAGUUUAAUGAGAUGUCAAACUUAUUGAUCAA
This is a messenger RNA of Limulus polyphemus (Atlantic horseshoe crab), 2068 nucleotides long. RefSeq names its product dynein beta chain, ciliary-like. The record is from RefSeq and is a predicted model, not a curated record. The transcript is spliced from 11 exons. NCBI's taxonomy places the organism in Eukaryota, Metazoa, Arthropoda, Merostomata, Xiphosura, Limulidae. The annotation marks the transcript as partial.